Molecule: messenger RNA, 3303 nt
Organism: Williopsis jadinii
Lineage: Eukaryota; Fungi; Ascomycota; Saccharomycetes; Phaffomycetales; Wickerhamomycetaceae
Gene: YCS4
Product: condensin subunit YCS4
Exons: 1
Coding region: 1-3303 (1100 amino acids)
Biological process (GO): meiotic chromosome condensation; mitotic chromosome condensation; mitotic cell cycle
Cellular component (GO): nucleus; condensed chromosome, centromeric region
Molecular function (GO): histone binding
Source: RefSeq, a predicted model, not a curated record
AUGGAUUUCAAUCUUUCUGAAGCGCUUAUUGCAUUUCAACAAGCGGAACAAGGCUCAUUCACAUGCUCUGAUCCAUCGAACUUAUUCAAUGAAGUCGAAGCAGCCCUAGGCGGAUCAUCAGAGUCGAUAGUGGACACAAAUAUUUGGGAAUCGUUAGAGGAACUGGUAUUGGCUUAUCCCACCUUGAGUAAGAAACAACAAGGCAAAUUGGUACAGAUCAUAGCGUCAUGCUUACACAAUCAAUGUGAUAAUGCGGCAGCGGUGAUUGAAAGUGGCCAAACAGAUGCGUUUAGCUCACAGAAACAACUCUUGGAGGCAUAUUCGUACCUCGUACACUGUCUCUUCACUCAUUUGGGACUAGAACCUAUUGCUACUAAUUCCAUAACGAAAAGGGUUACAGCUGGUGCAUUGGAAAGCUUCAAGGCCAACUGUACCCAUUUAGAGACAUUAAUGGAAUCUGUGUGUACCUGCUUGAAGCUACACCUUUCAAAGCUAUUUGUCACCACACCGGAAAAGGACUUGUUUAUCGGCGCGUUUACAAGACCAAUUUAUGUCUUGAUGGAGAGCGAACCAAGAAUUAAAGUUGUUGGACUUAAGAUGUACAUGUUCAAAGUCAUAUCCAUGGCUGUGAAGUUCCAUGGACACGCGUCAGCUGCUCAAAGUGCAAUCAUACAAAAUUUGACAUAUUUUGGCCAUUUGAAUUCUGUCAUGGCUGAGCUCUUACAAAUACUGAAUGAUCAGUAUGACUAUCCGCAGCUAACAGAAGAUGUCUUGAGAGAAGUCAGUAACAAGGAGUUCAAUGCUAAUGACAACAAUGGACCGAAACAGAUAUCGCUCUUUAUUGUGAAAGUCUCUGAACUUGUACCUCGUGUGUUACUUAAGCAGAUGACUCUAGUUUCACAACUGUUAAACAACACUUCUUACACAUUACGCUGUGCUGUUGUCGAAUCAUGUGGUAAUAUUGUUGUUGAAAUUAGUAAAGAUGAGGAUGAGCUGGAACGUCAUAAAAAUUCUGUUUCUGCAUUGUUAGAUCUCCUCGUGGAGAGGUUCUUGGAUCAAAACCCAUAUGUCAGAACGAAAGCUGUACAGUCCUUGUUAAAGCUAUGCGAUGCUGAUGCAAAAUUCACUAAACACCGUCAAAUGUUCUUACAACUUGCAGUUCGAAGUUUGGAGGAUAAGAGUUCUUUGGUUAGAAGAAAUGCUGUCAGAUUAAUGUCGAGACUCAUAUUGACGCAUCCAUUUGGUGCCUUACAUGGAACACAGCUCAAGUUAUCUACAUGGAAAAAGAGACUUGAAGAAGCGGAAAAAGAGCUCGAGCAACUUGAACCCCAGGAAACGGCAGAUGACGUAAUUGAAAAGAAUUUGGAAUUGGAAUCAGAAAAUGGAGAUGAUGAGCUUUCAGAACUUCCCUCAAGAAUUGAAAAGGAAAGCGAUUCAAAUGCAAUCUUCAAAGUUAAAUUGACGAUUCAAUACUACAAUGACGCUAUUGAAUUCAUUGAACUUCUUCAUAGGGGUGUCACUGUGGCUUCUCAACUACUUUACUCUAAGAACAAGAACGAAGUUAUCGAAACAAUGGACUUCUUCGUACUUGCAGAUGCUUAUGCGGUUGAAACAAUCAAUACUGGUAUACGUAAGAUGCUCCACCUGGUAUGGAUGAAAAGUAACAAUGAUGAGGGAACAAACGUUGCAACACAUCUAGUGGAGUGCUACAAGAAUUUGUUCUUAUUGGCACCAGAUGAUGCAUCAGAGGUUGAAGCUGCCGCUUUGAUAGCUAAAAACUUGAUAUCUUUGACGUACAAUGCUAGUGUUCCCGAACUUGUAUCUUUGGAAAAGUUACUCUGUAUGAUGUACGAAUCUUCCCUCAUCAAUGAAGCAGUGGUUAAAGUUCUAUGGCAGAUUUAUGCUUUCCAGAAUGAAACAUUCUCUAAAAAGCAACGUCGUGGCGCUAUAAUAGUAUUGGGUAUGCUUGCAUUAUCUGACCAUGAAAUUUCACUUCGUGGUCUUGAUUCUUUGUUAUCCAUUGGUCUCGGAGAAAAAGGUAAACAGGACCUCUUAUUGGCCAAAUAUUCCUGUAUAGCAUUGAAUCGUGCUGUUGUACAAGGCGAUAAGCAGAGUACAUUCAAAAUCCCAAGAGAAGAGGAGGUUGUUAAGAGACUUGGCUCUCUUCUUGUUGAGUACAAUGCCAAUAGUGAAUAUUAUAGCGUUGCUGAACCGGCUAUCAACGCAAUAUUUACACUCUCUCAUCAUCCGGAAGAAGUUUCUACCCAAAUUAUAAAGGAGAAGACACGUAUGACAUUUAGUGCUCACAACGAAAACCAAUCCCAAUUGGUUUCCCUUUCACAGCUUUUGUUCAUUGUUGGACAUGUGGCUAUCAAGGUUAUUGUACACUUGGAGGCACUCGAAACGCAGUUCAAAAGGAAGAAGAUUGAGGCUGAGAUCACCAAGUCAGACGAGAAGAACUCUAAUACCAAUGAGCUUGAAAUGAUAGGAGGUACAUCGGAAGAUGACUUUGCCGAUGCUAUUACAUUCAUCAAGGAGAAAGAAUUACUAUACGGUGAACAUUCGCUCUUGAUGAGAUUUGGGCCCAUGGUUAGGGAAAUCUGCCUGAACAAUUUGAAAUACGACAACAAGAUUCUCCAACGAUCCGCUGUCUUAUGCUUGGAAAAAUUGAUGUGUGUUUCUUCCAAAUAUUGUGAAGAUAACUUGGCCCUCUUGAUUACCAUCAUGGAGAAGUCUGAUGAUCCAGUAAUCCGCUCGAAUGCCGUUUUGGGUCUUGGUGAUAUGGCUGUUUGUUUUAACAACCUUGUGGAUGAGAACACCGACUUCUUGUAUCGUCGUCUACAUGAUGAGGAUUUGAUGGUUAAACGUACAUGUUUGAUGACCAUCACUUUCUUGAUUUUAGCUGGCCAGGUUAAAGUUAAGGGUCAACUUUCACAAAUGGCGUUGUGCCUUGAGGAUCCGGAUCAAGGUAUAAGUGAUAUGUGUAGAUUAUUCUUUACCGAACUAGCAGGUAAGGACAAUGCCAUAUAUAAUGGAUUCAUUGAUAUUUUCAGUGGAUUGUCAAAUGAUAAGAACUUGGAGAAGGAUUCCAUGAAGCACAUUCUCAAGUUCUUGCUUUCCUUCAUUGAAAAGGAGAGACAUCAAAAGCAACUCAGUGAAAAAUUAUUACAGAGAUUGUCCAAAGUUGAGAAUGAACAACAGUGGAACGAUGUUGCGUUUGUUUUGAAUGCACUUCCUGUCAAGAACGAUCAAGUAACCCAAGCUUUAGAAGCUGGAUACACAAUGGUUUCGGCCAGAAAUUAG